Physcomitrium patens is the source of this 1789-nucleotide messenger RNA. The record is from RefSeq and is a predicted model, not a curated record. Lineage: Eukaryota; Viridiplantae; Streptophyta; Bryopsida; Funariales; Funariaceae.
AAAUGGGAGGCCGCCGAAUGUCCGUGGUGAAUGACCGACCUAAGCAGGAAGGAGUUGGGAUUGUUGAGUUGCCCCCCCCAACCCCCCCAGCAGUUGUCAGAUGCGAGAACCGAUCGUGAGUCCUUUCCCGAUCGAUCUCCGUCAGGCAGGCGGGUAGGGUAUGAAUUGGCUGGAUCUGUGCGAGGGAGGGAGAGAGGGACUAGGGGCGAUAGAUUUGCAUGGUCAGAGUUUAGUGUUUGGGAGGUGAGAGAGAAUUUGGGCCUCGAUUUCACGACCCUCCUCGCUCUGGUACGGAAUUCUGAGCUUCGGCUCCGUUGGAUUCGGUUCCAUCUCCAUGAAGUCCGGGUCCCGUUGGCGGCUCUGCUGUUUGGUCCCCCUGUUCCUUCGCUCUGCCCCGUAGUGUGGUCUUGUGAGGGAUGUGCUCGCGUCGCGCUGACCCGCUCUGAGGCGGCCACCAGCCUUCCCACCGCACCAACUAAUUGUUGUCUCCCACUUUUGAGUUCCCACGUCUAUCUUCGUGUUUCUUGAUUGCGGAGAGAGAAGCUAUUGCUGAGAUUCGGAGUGUUUCGAUUGAUCAAUCGGUGUUUUGGAGCAGAGGAUGCUGCUGGAGCUUUUCUCCACAUUUCGUUUACAGCAUGAUUUGAAGUUUCCCACCUUCACAUAGUCCUCUUAUUUACUUCAAUUCACCGGACUGGCAUCCUCACAGUACUCUUCAUUCAAUUUGCCUCCGCUGUGUUCAGGACUGUGGUUUACGGCAAUAUGGUCAGGGGGUAUAAGCAAGAGCAUACGUAUCGGCAUCCUUGGGAGCGUGUUUCGAUAGCUAACUUUAGAAAGUUCGCAGAUUUGGAACACAGGUCGUUACUUUCACACGUUGCGGACGUCCGUAUUGUGAACAGAACCGUCGACCCGAAAAUUGGACAAAUUUUCACUACUCGAUCAAUCACCAUAAAUGCUCCUGGUCCCUGGUGGCUCCAGCGUCUCAUGGGAACAAACGUGUGCCUCUGUCUAGAGGAGUCCAUCAUCGAUAAUGACAAGCGAUCUUUAGAAAUAGUAACUCGUAAUGUGACCUUAAAAGAUUUUGUUGAUGUGGAGGAGAAAUGUUCUUACAAUCCUCACCCCGAAAAUGAAGACUGGACCUUGUUGCGGCAAGAGACGAGCAUAACGUGCCAGACGUCCAUGCCAGCCUUGAAGUCUAUGGCAGAGAAGAUUGAGCAGAAGUGUGUGGAGAAAUUUCAACACAACAGUGCACGUGGUAGGGAGGUCGUGGAGGCUGUAUGCAAAGCCCUUGAAAGGGCUGAAUCAGGAGCUGUCACAAAAGCCGAGCCACAUUUGGUCGUGAAUCCUCAGCAGAACAGCAAAACACGUAGUCACGGCAUCAAGUGGAGAAUCUUUGAAGCAGCUUCUCUGGUGGGCGCCACCUUGUAAAAUUGGCUCCCCUCGGUGCAACCUUGACACAUCCUUUUUUAAUUACGUACAUUUUUACUUGUCACGUUAGACACACAGUUUCAACUACUAGAACACCAACAGAAACCCUAUCUCCCAGAUGCUGUUGUUUUGCAUAUUACACAGUAUGAGCCAGUUUCACAAUACAAACGUGCAGAGAUUGCUCGUCAAGUUUAUUCUUCCAUAUAUUUGGUGAGUUUCAUUUUGGACGUUGGUGUACCUGUACCAGAGUGUUGAUAGCAAGUAGAAUGGGGAUGUGGUGGGAGUGUCCAAUGGUUUCUGCAAACUGUUUGGAUUGUCUUCUCUACCACUUUCUGAGAAUUAUUUUUGUUUUAUUUUUGUGUAA